AUGACGGUAUCAAUUGAAGCUUUAGCAAUGGCUGGGGCUGAUUAUAACGAAUGGGGUUUGGAUAUUGAAGAGUGGGAAGAUGAUGAUGACUUGCAAUGCCCACCCCCGCAUUUACUUGCUGACGAGAAGGAAGAGGAACCGGCGGUGGUUGUUGAACAAGUUACCCAAAUCAUCGACACCAGCCGCCAUUCGGAAGAUUUCAAUGCCAUCGGAGAACUCAGGAAUCGGAGGGCGUUCCGAGGCAGAGCUUUGGCCGGGAGAAUCUUACAAUCGUCCAAGUCAAUAAAGAGGGUCAAAUGCAUGAUCAUGCAGCUAAUGGUUGAAAGCAUAUUUCUUAAUUUAUUCCUCAAUCCUGUAUAA
Hibiscus syriacus is the source of this 360-nucleotide messenger RNA. RefSeq lists its product as uncharacterized. The transcript has a single exon. The record is from RefSeq and is a predicted model, not a curated record. The coding region runs from base 1 to 360 and encodes 119 amino acids. NCBI's taxonomy places the organism in Eukaryota, Viridiplantae, Streptophyta, Magnoliopsida, Malvales, Malvaceae.